AUGUUCUACGGCGAUGGCAAGUAUCCAGGGGAUGGUGGGGCUGUGCUGGAGAAGCUGUGGCGAAGCCACAGAUGGAAAGAGCUGCGCAAUUGCCCAGGACGCUACACAACUUCAGACUCGGAGGCUCGUGGCAAAGCUCCGGCACGGCUGCUUGGCGACCUGAAGAUCUUGUCUGCGACGGUAGAGUUCGCACCAGAGGGCAAGGACCGCAUCCUCGUUGGUCGCUUUUCAGGGGGCGGCGGCUUGCUAACAUAUUGCAAGGACGGUGGAGUUUAUGUGCAUACCCUGAAUACCGAGAGUGGGCUUAUACGCAAAAUCGAUGCGCUGCAAUUAAGCAGCUAUGCCGCAACUUUGCUUGCGGCAGAGCCAAUGGCUGCGAAUGUUGCUGCAUUUGUCGGGUGCUUGGCGGUGCUGCCUUACCUGACGGACGCUGAAAAGAAUGCAUCCGCCUAUGCUCUCAACCAAGUUUUGCGAGAUGCUGCGAAAUGGUGGCAAGAAGGGAAUUUACGGGAACUUGAUCCCUGA
Molecule: messenger RNA, 525 nt
Organism: Symbiodinium sp. CCMP2456
Lineage: Eukaryota; Dinophyceae; Suessiales; Symbiodiniaceae
Source: the annotation of a GenBank genome assembly